Monopterus albus (swamp eel) is the source of this 2528-nucleotide messenger RNA. RefSeq names its product coenzyme Q4 homolog (S. cerevisiae) (gene coq4). Gene Ontology annotation, biological process: ubiquinone biosynthetic process. The transcript has 9 exons. The coding region runs from base 280 to 1107 and encodes 275 amino acids. Lineage: Eukaryota; Metazoa; Chordata; Actinopteri; Synbranchiformes; Synbranchidae. Gene Ontology annotation, cellular component: mitochondrion; mitochondrial inner membrane. The record is from RefSeq and is a predicted model, not a curated record.
UUUGCAGAGUGCCAGUUGGACUUUUGUGCUACACCACCCUUACGCGUAUAUAUGUGAGGUGUAACACGUCAGCGGCACAUCGUGUAUAUAUAUAACCACCAGGAUGCGUUGUUUAUCAUCAGUUUAGCCAAGCUAACAGCUGAGACAACAUAUUGAGAAACCGAACCAGUUCACCCACUACCGCAUGGAAAGGGCAGCUCAACCUUUAUGUAAAGGGCUGCCACGGUAUACAAAGCUAGUGUACGUCCAUCCGCUGACGCAUGUGUAUUAGUGCUCACAAUGUGGCCGCGAGUCGGGCAGCAGUUCCUGUGGUUGAAUCAGCGAUACUGCAGUUUGAUUACCAAAGUGUGUGUCAAGCAGCUGCAUAGUAGCAGCAGCGUGUUUACAUACAGCUGUUAUGAUGGGCUGUAUCCUGGACACAUUGCUACCACCCCCAUCCAGAAAGCACUGCUGGCUGUUGGGUCAGGUGUGGCUGCACUACAGAACCCUUACAGACAUGACAUGGUUGCAGUGCUUGGAGAAACGACGGGACACCCAGCGCUAAUAAAUCUCAGGGAUAGGAUGAGGAAUGAUCCUGAAGGCUACACUGUCCUAAUAGAAAGGCCCAAGAUAAGACUGUCUACACUUGAUCUGACCAAGCUGGCGUCACUGCCAGAUGGCUCUUUUGGGAGAGAAUACCUCCGUUUUCUGGAGGACAAUCGUGUGACCCCUGAUUCAAGGGUAGACGUGAAGUUUGUGGACAAUGAGGAGCUAGCUUACGUUAUGCAGAGAUAUAGAGAGGUUCAUGAUUUGCUGCACACCUUACUGGGCAUGCCCACUAACAUGUUGGGUGAAGUGGCAGUAAAAUGGUUUGAAGCAGCCCAGACGGGGCUCCCCAUGUGCGUUCUUGCAGCUAUGUUGGGGCCAGUUCGGCUGAAUGCAAGCCGUUUGCAGACACUGUUCACUUCCUUGGGGCUUUGGGCUCUGCAGAACGGCUGGCGUGCCCGCUGCGUCCUCUCUAUCUUCUAUGAAAGGCGAUGGGAGCAAAGCCUGGCAGACCUCCGUGAAGAGCUCAACAUUGAGCCACCUCCUCUAAUACUCAGUGCGUUGAAUAAGAGGAAGAUCUGAGAAGGAGCUGACUAUGAUUAAUGGUUCAGGAAGCACGGCAGAAAGACUUUUAAUAAUGGACAAACCAGAAACAUUUGACAUGUGAUAUGUGGAAUUUUUGAGCCACUUAGGAAAUGGAAAAGUUUCCAACUUAACAAACUUUGACUUGUCCCUCUUUACAGCCCAAGUGUAUUUGCGUUGAUGUCAAGUCACCUUUUACUUUCAAAUGUGAAUCAUUUAGAGUGCUGUUAUUUCAGCUGAUGAAGUUUUGGUGCUGUUUGGAAGCUGAUAAAUAAGAGGUUCAACAUGUUAUGUUGAAAAUAUGUUUUUGUUUUAAGGAAAAAAAUUUUAAAAAAGCAUAAUAUCGGUUGUACUGGUGUUCUUAGUUUUCAAAAGUAAUAAUUAUAUUAGCCCACUAUUUCUUAUAUUUAUACCAAUACUGAGCCAGAUAUUAAAUGGGUGCAUUUGUGACCACUUGUCUUAUUUAAUAGAGCUGUCAAAUUAUUAAGAAACAGUACAAUGCACCUGUAUUUAUACGAACACUAAUGGGUGUGAAAGGAGUACGUUGGAGCUCAAACACACAAUCAUAACAUUGCAGCUGCUGUGUUAUCUUUUGACUGUGUUAUACUGUGAAUACAUUGUCUCUUUUUUGUAAAUUGUGUGUACACUGGUUUGAUUAGGAGUUCAACACAUGUCACAAGUGUCAUAAAAUAAAAUAUUUUGAGGUAAUUUUCUUUCAGCGUUGAUGGUUAAUGCCACAGCUCAGAAAACAUGAAGAGAACAACUUGUUUGCUGAGCCUUUGCAUUAAAUGUUUUGUGUCACCAUGUUGUGCUUUGGACACAUAAAAUAAACAAAAUUAUAUGUUUCAUUUCAAAUAAAGGAGUGAGAACCCUGUUGCUAAUGCCUGCAGCAUUGUAUUGUUGGCCAUGACAUUUAUCAGUUUCUUGGCAACUCAUAGUAUUUGGUUUUACAUCAGCCUGUGUUGAAAUAACAAGGGCAGCAUAAGUGAACUGUUAUGGUACCCUGACAUUGUUGCACUACCAUGACUAUUAUAUGGUGUAACUGACAUUGUUACACCACAGAGUAGUGAUUGCUACAUCCUAGGAUAUCCGCUCCCUAAAUCUUGAGCUGUGUUUUCAGUGGGAUUUCAUCCUCUUAAAGAUUACAUUACGCCUGGAACAUUGAGUUCUGUAGAGCUGCAGUGUACUUACAUGGUCAGUGCUACAUCAAUACCUUAUUUAAAUAUGAAAUAACACUGGUCGUGCAUCAGUGAAGUCACUAUUUGAUUGGUAUUUUUUUUAACUUCCCCUCAGUUUUGUCUCACUGUCUACUACACUCGUUCUGUAUUGUUUGUUAAUGUGGUGUUCCGGAGCAUGCCACUGUUCUUACUAGUUGUGUGUUGCUUAUAUUGUUAGCUCACUAACCCAAACCCAUGUCUAAA